Molecule: messenger RNA, 1187 nt
Organism: Kockovaella imperatae
Lineage: Eukaryota; Fungi; Basidiomycota; Tremellomycetes; Tremellales; Cuniculitremaceae
Product: NmrA family protein
Exons: 1
Coding region: 216-869 (217 amino acids)
Source: RefSeq, a predicted model, not a curated record
UGAACUACAAUGCAAAGCAUAUAUAAAGGGAUGGGCUCAAUGACAACCUUGAAUCCUAACAUCGCAUAGAGCUCAGGUCAGGACGCAGUCUACCUACUGCCUCACUCUAUAGAGGCUUGAUCUACAAGCUUGGUGAAUUGCAGGAGCGACGCGAUUCUCGCUCACACUGCUGACAUCUCGUUGUCAGCGAUCGUCAUACCACCCUCCACGAUACAAUGACCCAAUCUCUCUUGUUCUUGGUACUCGGAGCCACAGGAGGUACUGGCAAGCAUUUUGUCACGCAGUGUCUUCGUGAUGGACAUCGCGUCAGAGCCCUCGUCAGGACACCAUCAAAAUUGCCCUCCGAAGCCGCCGAUAAGAUCGAAGUCGUUCAAGGAUCCAUCACGGACAAUGUGGAUACCGACGCACUCGUCAAAGGGGUCGACUAUGUUGUCGCCAUGCUCGGAGAUAAAGAAACACAACAAACGAGAAAAGUCUGCUUGGAAUUCGUCCAGAAACUUGUCCCUUCGAUGCGCGAGAACGGAGUCAAACGAUUCCUAUUCCAGGCCGGUGGUCUCAGUCGACCAUACGGGGGAUCGCUCACCCCUCUUCUUUGGUUUCUACGAUACACGCUGGCAUAUGCGGGAGGGUUCCACGGACAACAUUUGGACAAUGAAGCUGUGAUGGAAUACCUCUCAACCCAAGCAAUGGAUAUCGAAUGGAUCGUCCAUCGUGCUGGGAUCGGCUCCGACGGUCCUUCCAAGGGCAAGCUUGCCCGAUCGCCUUCCACUUUCAGUAUCGGGACGCACGUGGACUGUGCAACUUACAGCUUCGACUUGGUUCAGGAUGCCAGCGCGGUACAUACGAGCGAUUUCAGUCACUACGUCUAGAUCGAUAACAGAUGAUGAGGGCACGCACAAUUUGUAGCAUACAUUUUCGCUUUCGGGCUCACACCAGCCUACAGAUGCAGGACAUGACUUUCUGUUACUCGGAGGCGGAGGGACAAGGCCAAAGCGACUGAUCAGUAUCAAAGAUCCUCUCCGAACUUUGAAUACCGCCGAGUUUUAUGCAAGCUGAGACGGCAAAGACAGGUACUCGUGUCUGGACAGAGCAUGUCCUCAGGCGGCAUAACCUGCAUAGCGUUGCGUGUAGCCUGAUAUGUGUCACAGCUCAGCAGAAACCCGCACUCCCUAGCAGCAGCCAUCUAG